AUGGCAGCUCUACCGCCUUCAGCUCAUAAGCACCAGCACUCCGGACUCAUCGUUGUUCUCAAGGAUCAUGCCAGAAUAGAGAGCGGCUCACCCGUGCAGCACAUCAUUGAUCGUCACCAGUGUGCGUCGAAUCCGAUCUUUGGCUCAAACGUGGAGCUGAGUGCAGAGCAUUCUCACCUUGCUAAAUACCAUCGCGUACAUGUAGCUCCAGAGAAGUUUGAAGAGCCUGUCGCGGAGUUGAAUGCGCAUGAUGAUGUAGACGCCGCAUAUAUUAAGCCGGCUGGCACACCACCUGUUGUUCAGGUUCCGAUCGCUCCGAUUACUACGGCCAUUGCGCAAACAAAGAAUUUCACGGAUCAUCAAAAUCAUCUUAAUCCGGGACCGGUCGGAGUUGACGCUCUGACUGCACACAUCAAGCCUGGUGGGCAGGGAGACGGUGUGAAUAUCAUUGACUGUGAACGGGGAUGGCAACUCACUCAUGAGGACUUGCAAGUCAAUGUUGCCAGUCUUGUCUACGGGGCCUGGGUCAGGGGCCUCAUCAACCACGGCACAAGCGUAGUAGGGGUGGUUAAAGGCGACCUGCAUCCUUACAGAAUCACUGGGACUGCUUUGAAUGCGAUUGUUCGUGCUGCAGCUUUCGGCCUCGAACAGAUGGACUGUGCGGCGUGCCCAGAUCAACUAGCGGUAGUACAUGCUGCUGUCAAAAAGGGCGUCAUUGUCGUUGAGGCCGCUGGUGACGGUGAGCAGGACCUCGACAACACAAUUUACGACGUAAUUCCCUUGAAUCUUGGCAAGUUUCCAGACGAGUGGAAGAACCCAUUGAACCCAAAGAACAAGGAUGUGAAGGGAAACUUCUUAUUAGGAGCGAUCCUAGUAGGUGCCGGUUGCCCACCACCUGAAACGCAUGGAAAUAUCAACACACUUGAUGGAUUCGGAUGGAAGCUCGGUCCUGACAGCUCCAGGUGCUCGUUCUCCAACUACGGUGCCCGUGUCGACUGCCAGGCACAAGGAUGGCAAGUCACAACCACGGGGGGCGGGGAUCUCAAGAAAGACCAAGGUGUGGACAGGUUCUACACAGACAUCUUCGGUGGUACAUCUAGUGCCUCGCCGAUCAUCGUGGGAGUGUUGGCGUCCAUCCAGGGGAUGCUGAAGCAGGCGAGAAGGGAGUUGAUCACGCUGGACCAGGCUGUGAAGCUGCUACGCGAUACUAGAUCGCCACAGCAAGACGGCGCUUUGGAGAAUAAUGGUCCGACGUUGUUCCCCAAGACGCAAAGAACUGGCAAUCGGCCGGACUUAAAACAGCUCAUUGGGGUUCUCAAUCUUUGA
Bacidia gigantensis is the source of this 1326-nucleotide messenger RNA. RefSeq lists its product as uncharacterized. The record is from RefSeq and is a predicted model, not a curated record. NCBI's taxonomy places the organism in Eukaryota, Fungi, Ascomycota, Lecanoromycetes, Lecanorales, Ramalinaceae. Gene Ontology annotation, biological process: proteolysis. Gene Ontology annotation, molecular function: serine-type endopeptidase activity. The coding region runs from base 1 to 1326 and encodes 441 amino acids. The transcript is spliced from 3 exons.